Molecule: messenger RNA, 5263 nt
Organism: Heterocephalus glaber (naked mole-rat)
Lineage: Eukaryota; Metazoa; Chordata; Mammalia; Rodentia; Bathyergidae
Source: RefSeq, a predicted model, not a curated record
GCGGCGGCCAGACGCGGAGCUGAGCAGGCGUAGCCGGGAGGCGUUUAGGGGGCGGGGGGAGCGAGCCCCAGCGCCACCCCUCCUGGGAGCCGCGCGAGAGGAAGUGGCUGUUUUUGUCUUUGAUAAAAAGCUGAUUGACAAAUAUCAAAAAUUUGAAAAGGAUCAAAUAAUCGAUUCCCUAAAACGAGGAGUCCAGCAGUUAACGCGGCUACGACACCCUCGACUUCUUACUGUACAGCACCCUUUAGAAGAAUCAAGGGAUUGCUUGGCAUUUUGUACAGAACCAGUUUUUGCAAGUUUAGCCAACGUUCUUGGUAACUGGGAAAAUCUACCUUCCUCUCUACCUCCAGACAUUAAGGAUUAUAAACUUUAUGAUGUAGAGACUAAAUAUGGUUUGCUUCAGGUUUCAGAAGGAUUAUCAUUUUUGCACAGCAGUGUGAAAAUGGUUCAUGGGAAUAUUACUCCAGAAAACAUAAUUUUAAAUAAAAGUGGAGCCUGGAAAAUAAUGGGUUUUGAUUUUUGUGUGUCAUCGACCAAUCCUUCUGAACAAGAGCCUAAGUUUCCUUGUAAAGAAUGGGACCCGAAUUUACCAUCAUUAUGUCUUCCAAAUCCUGAGUAUUUGGCUCCUGAAUACAUACUAUCUGUCAGCUGUGAAACAGCCAGUGAUAUGUAUUCUCUAGGAACUGUUAUGUAUGCUGUAUUUCAUAAAGGGAAACCUAUAUUUGAAGUCAACAAGCAAGAUAUAUAUAAAAGUUUUAGUAGGCAGUUGGAUCAGUUGAGUCGUUUAGGAUCUAGUUCACUUACAAGCAUACCUGAGGAAGUCCGUGAACACGUGAAACUACUGUUAAAUGUAACUCCAGCUGUAAGACCAGAUGCAGAUCAAAUGAUAAAGAUUCCUUUCUUUGAUGAUGUUGGUGCAGUCACGCUUCAAUAUUUUGAUAGCUUAUUCCAAAGAGAUAAUCUUCAGAAAUCACAGUUUUUCAAAGGACUGCCAAAGGUUCUACCAAAACUGCCCAAGCGUGUCAUCGUGCAGAGAAUUUUGCCUUGUUUGACAUCAGAAUUUGUGAAUCCUGACAUGGUUCCUUUUGUUUUGCCCAAUGUUUUAUUGAUUGCUGAGGAAUGCACCAAAGAAGAAUAUGUCAGAUUGAUUCUACCUGAACUUGGCCCUGUAUUUAAACAGCAGGAGCCAAUCCAGGCUAGCAACAUGAUUUUGUUAAUUUUCCUACAAAAAAUGGAUUUAUUGCUAACCAAAACCCCUCCCGAUGAGAUAAAGAACAGCGUCCUGCCCAUGGUGUACCGAGCACUGGAAGCGCCUUCCAUUCAGAUCCAGGAGCUCUGUCUGAACAUCAUUCCAACCUUUGCAAACCUUAUAGACUACCCAUCCAUGAAAAAUGCUUUGAUACCAAGAAUUAAAAAUGCCUGUCUACAAACGUCUUCCCUUGCUGUUCGUGUGAAUUCAUUAGUGUGCUUAGGAAAGAUACUGGAAUACUUGGAUAAAUGGUUUGUACUUGAUGAUAUCCUGCCCUUCUUACAACAGAUUCCAUCCAAGGAACCUGCAGUCCUCAUGGGAAUUUUAGGUAUUUACAAAUGCACUUUUACUCAUAAGAAGUUGGGAAUUACCAAAGAGCAGCUGGCCGGGAAAGUAUUGCCUCAUCUCAUCCCCCUGAGUAUUGAAAGCAACCUGAAUCUUAAUCAGUUCAACUCUUUCAUUUCCGUCAUAAAAGAGAUGCUGAGCAGAUUGGAGUCUGAACAUAAGACUAAACUGGAGCAACUUCAUAUAAUGCAAGAACAGCAGAAAUCUUUGGACAUAGGAAAUCAAAUGAAUACUUCUGAGGAGACAAAAGUUACAAAUGCUGGGAAUCAGAUUGACAGGGUUUUUAACAACAUUGGAACAGACCUUUUGACUGGCGGUGAAUCAGAAAAUAAAGAAGAUGGGUUACAGAAUAAACAUAAAAGAGCAUCACUUACACUCGAAGAAAAACAAAAAUUAGCAAAAGAACAGGAGCAGGCCCAGAAGCUGAAAAGCCAGCAGCCUCUUCACCCACAAGUACACACCACCAUCGCUCCAGUAAAACAGACUAAGGACUUGACAGACACAUUGAUGGAUAAUAUGUCAUCUUUGAGCAGCCUCUCUGUCAGUACCCCCAAAUCUUCUGCUUCAAGUACCUUCACUUCAGUUCCUUCCUCGGGCCUGGGCAUGAUGUUUUCUACACCAAUUGAUAAUCCGAGGAGAAAUUUGACAAAUGGCCUAAAUGGCAAUAUGGGCUUUCAGACUUCGGGAUUCAGCAUGCCGGUUAACACAAACCAGAACUUCUUCAGUAGUCCAGGCACCCCCGGAGUGAGCACUCUGACUCCGGGGGCACCUCCCACCCUGCCCAGCUUCAGUGCUCUGGGUGCUGGCGUGAAGCAGACCCAACAGAGACCCGCAGAUAUGUCUGCCCUUAAUAAUCUCUUUGGUCCUCAGAAACCCAAAGUUAGCGUGAACCAGCUAUCACAACAGAAACCAAAUCAGUGGCUUAAUCACUUUGUACCUCCUCAAGGUUCUCCAGGUCUGGGCAAUUCGGUAGUGGGACCGCAGGUGAGCAUGAUGGGACAAGCUACCUUCGGCAUGCAGGGUAACCCUUUCUUUAACCCACAGAACUUUGCACAGCCACCCACUGCUAUGACCAGUGGCAGUUCAGCUAGCAAUGAUUUGAAAGAUCUUUUUGGGUGAGGUGUCUUGCUCCUAGUUUUGAAGGAUUACUUCUGUUUUAAUCAUGGGUAAGCUAAUUUACAUCUUUGUUUACUUGGCUCGAGGCAACUAUUAUUGCAAAGUGAAUGGUUUGGUGACAGACAGCAUCUGUUGCCACGCCAGCCAGCAGAGUAGUUGUAUGAACUCCUAACCAGUUGAGUUUUUUUAAAGCACUGAGGAAUUUUUCCUCUUACAAACUCCUCUUCAGGUUUUUAAAACCCCAAUCCUUACCAGUGUCAGAGAGAAAAAAGGACAACUGAGUUAUCUUGAAUAGUAGAAUUUUUAAAUCAGAUGUUUAUUUUGCCUUGUAUAUCUGUGUUCUUUUAAAAAACAAUUGGUAACUGCAAACUCCCUUUUUGUGUUCUACUUGGUACACAGUCUGUCUUCCCAGGUCAUUAGUCUUCAUUUUAAUAUGUGAAAAAUCUUGAUGCUGUAUUGGUUUGUUUGCAUUUAGUAUGACUGAGAAAAUGAUGAGCAUAAAAAUGAUCAGAUUUUGUCUUCUUCCAGUCUUCAUUUACUUUUCAGAUGAACUAACGUUUAGUAAUAAAGACUGAACAAAUGCUACAAAAUUUAACUUAUCUUAAUUUUAUUGGUUUAGAAAGCAUUAUACAUCAUCUUAAAUGCAAACUAAUCAUUGUACAUUAUAUUUUCGCAUGAUCUGCCUCAAAUAGCUAUGUAUUGUUCUGCAUUUACUUGGAUACAUUUGGGAUCUGUUUUUUCCUACCGCAUCGCAGAAGAGCUAUGUACUGAUAUGUACAGAUUAUUGGCAAAGGAAUCUGAUGUGAUUUCCCCGACUCCUGCCUUGAUAUUUCAUUUUGAAUUUAAACUUAUGAGGUUGCAGCACAUGUGCAUUACAUUUUCAAAAGGAAGUUUGUAAGAAUUAAACUAUAUUUAAUGAGUAAACUUGAGAUUUCAGCUGUAUUGUUUCAAAUGUAAUUAAACUUCACUACGAAUGAACAGUUGUAUCUUCUGUAUCAACAGAUUAAUUUUCAGCUUGCCAUGAUAGUCUGACCUCAUCAAAUACUGCAGCUGAAAUCUUUUCUAGAAAUUCCAGCAACCUUUUGUUUGAGCAUUUUAAUGUCCAUAAUCAGCCAUUUUUAGAAAGGAAAGAAUUAAGUUCUCCUAACCGGCAACAUGUUUCAUUUCUCAAAACUUUUCUCUGCUGUUUUUAAUUUGCUGAUUAUUCAACCACAGAGCCUUAUGCUGUCAUUUGUAGUUUUAAAAAUUAUAUUCCACUGUUAUGUGAUAACUUUAUCUUUUAAAGAAUUGUCUGUGUAGUAUAGUUGCUCCCGUACAGUUUGUGGUUUUUAAUUAUUUGGAACCAGCAAUCAUUUAAAAUAAACCAUAUGAAGUUUAGUGCGCUGGUACUAAGUUUAUUCAUUGACUAUGAAUAGUCAUUGAAAAAUACAUAUACACAUACACACUCGAUAUCUGUUUAAUAGAUAGUAUUUGAUUACAAACUAUAAUUUGAUGACAUUGCUGAUAAUAUUUAGUAAAGGAAGGGGGUGUUUAAAAAUAAAAGUUAGCUUUCACAUCUAGUUUUUCUGUGAGCUGUACUUUGUAGCAUGAUUAUAGAACUGAUAAGAUUAUUGAAGAAAGUUGUCUUAAGAAAUGAAGAAAACCAGAAAGAUCCAAAAUAUUUUUGUCAAAUAUAUCUACAACUUGACCAGAGUAGCUAUUUUGUUUUUAACACAAGAUUUCUCUUGGGAAAAGCUUACAAAUGGCAUAAUUACUUAAUUGAAGAUUUUGUCUUUGUAACAAUUCAGUAGUUGCCGUUUAUUGGGGACUAUUUUUUAUUUUAUAAAAGGACUUGCUGUCAGUAAUCACUUCCUAAUUAGAAGAAACCCUUAAUGUAGCAGUUUAUAUGACUUGAACUUCUAAAUCUGAAAAUAGGUUAUUUGAAAAAAAUACUGUGUAAUUCUUAGGUAAUUUUCACUUGUUAAUGUUUGCUCACCAGGCAGUGACGGUGCUGCAUUUUUUAUAAAGAUGUUCUUACACUUUUUUCUACUUUCUCAAAGGUAUUUUAUUGGAAUCAUUUCCAUCAAAUGAGCCAUUCAUUGCCUCUUUCUGUUGUAAAAUUGCCUUUGAAAAACUGUGCUAUUUUUAGGCAAAUGUGUUUCCUAUAUGAACAAAGUAUUUGAAGUGCUAGAUCACCUUAAAAUUAUUUCAGAUAUUGAAAGCAUUUAAGCCUCUUGAGCUUAGAGCAGAAAAUUGAUAGGUUACAGGGCACCUACAGACAAAAAUUACAAAAAAGAUUUCCUUUUAUUUGAAUUGGUUCUCUUUUCUUCUAAUGCUAAAAAUGUGUGAUAUAUGUAGAGAAUGCAUAAAGGAAAUGGAAAUAGCCCGAAUUUGGUUUUUGUUUUGUUUUGUUUUUUUAGCAACACUUAUAACCCUUCUUCUUGAUUAAGGAGGUAGUUGUGUUUUUUUAACCUGUAAAAUACCUCACAAGGUUGCUUAAAGGAGUAUGUGAAAAUGCCUGAUAGAAAGCAAAAUGUGUACCAAAUAAAUUUUAGCUUUUUAAACCUUUCCAUA